Aspergillus calidoustus is the source of this 483-nucleotide messenger RNA. The record is from the annotation of a GenBank genome assembly. NCBI's taxonomy places the organism in Eukaryota, Fungi, Ascomycota, Eurotiomycetes, Eurotiales, Aspergillaceae.
AUGACCCAAAUUCCCGGAAGAUUGGCGUGUGCUUCAUCUUCCCCGACUCACGCAGAGCCAUACCGUGGCCACAUGGACCAGUCGAUUGUUUCCCACACCUCCGAGUCGAUCACCUCGCGCGCCCGCGCCCAGAGGUAUUUUGUGGCGCUCACUGGGGCAGCUUGCCGAGGCGAUCGUUUUGUCACCAAGAUAGGAGCUCUUGUCCAAGGCGAAUCCGCGCUGGGCAGCAAAGCUGAAGCGGGUAAAAACCAGCGCAAGUAUGUCCUCUUGGACAAACUCCGACUCGAUGUCGCUGAGGCCGAAGACGUCAUACUAUAUCCGGCGGGAUUUCUGUGCCGCCGUUCUCCUGCCGGACUGUUCGAGUUUGAAGUCGAGGCGCUCAGUGAAUUGUACGAAUGUUGCUCGGAUGCUUGGGGCUGCUGCGGUGGAUUGUCAGUUUGCGGCGGAGGCGGCGGUGCAUGCAAGGUCGUUGGGGAUACAUAG